Molecule: messenger RNA, 249 nt
Organism: Clunio marinus
Lineage: Eukaryota; Metazoa; Arthropoda; Insecta; Diptera; Chironomidae
Source: the annotation of a GenBank genome assembly
AUGAGCUGUGGUUGUGACGUUCAGUUUUUAAUUUUGAUGAUUUUAAAUUUUGACCGGGAGAGUCCUAAACAUUUGCCGAGAACGACUUCCAAAAAUAUUGCUUAUGUUUGUAAUGAAUUUCGGGCCAGUUUGACAUCAAAAUCGAGAAGUUAUCCCAACUUGGCAGGAUCAUCCAAAGCUUUCUAUUUCAAUUUCAAUAUCACCGGUAGACCAGAAAAACCUUGUGCAACUGUUUCAUUCAUAAUUUGA